AAUUCACCAUCACGUUCUUUGGAUAGCACGGCGCCCGAGUCGCUUUAACUCCAUCGUCCAUGUAGCCGACGGACGGAAUCGUCAUCCGCUUUCUUUCCAUCUUUUUUUCCCGGCAUUCAACAUUAUCAUCAUGCCGCGCCGCAAGCUCUCGGCCUCGGCCGACUCAUCAUCACCGGUAGCGAUGACCACUACCAUGGCUGACGACGGCGACAACAGCAGCACUCCGCUCCUUGCCCCAUCGUCUCCUUCCGACCCACCACAACAACCCCAACCUUCCUUUUCUUCUUCUUCUCCCUCCUCCUCCUCUUCCUCCUCCUCCUCCUCCUCCUCUCCUUCCAAGCCCACCCGCCCGGAGAUCGAAAGCCAGUCCUUCACCGCCCGCGGCGUCGUCGUCGGCCUCGCGGUCGGCACGGUCAUCUGCUUCUCCAACAUGUACUUCGGCCUGCAGACGGGGUGGGUCAGCACCAUGACCAUGCCGGCCAGCCUGCUGGGCUUCGGCAUCUUCCGGCUGCUGCGCGCCCACUUGGGCGAGCUGCCCUUCUCGCCUGUCGAGAACGUGCUCGUGCAGACGGUGGCGGGGAGCAUGGCCAUCAUGCCGCUGGGCUGCGGCUUCGUCGGCGUGUUGCCCGCGAUGAACUACCUGCUCAAGCCGGAGGAGCAAGGGCCGAUCCAGCUCGGGCUGGGGAAAUUGGUGCUGUGGAGUCUGGGCUUGUGUUAUUUUGGUGUCGUGUUUGCUGUACCCCUCAGGAGGCAGGUGAUUAUCCGCGAGGGGCUGAAGUUUCCGAGCGGCUUUAGUACAGCCGUGUUGAUUAGUGUGUUGCAUGGCCAAACUAGGGAUGGAGAUGGGGAUGGGAAUGGGGAUGAUGGUGAUGAUGAUGGGAGGAGAGGAACGCCGGCGGGGUUUGCGAGCCUGGCCGCUCCUGCUGCGGGGCAGCUCCAGCAGGUUCAGGCGAUGAGCGGGGACGGGGAGGCGACGCGGAAGGCGGAGUCCUGGCGGCGCAAUGUGCGGUUGCUGUUGGCGUGCUUCUUUGUUUCGGGCGUUUUUACGUUUGCGACGUAUUUCCUCCCCGUGCUGAGAAACAUACCCAUUUUCGGGUCGGUCGCUGCCAGCGCUUGGCUCUGGACGCUGAACCCCAGCCUGGCAUACGUUGGGCAGGGCAUCAUCAUGGGGCCCGCUACGACGAUCCACAUGCUGCUGGGUGCCGUUGUCGGCUGGGGCAUCCUCUCGCCGCUGGCCAGGAGCAGAGGAUGGGCGCCCGGUCCGGUGGGCGAUUGGGAAACGGGCAGCAAGGGCUGGAUCGUUUGGGUGUCUCUGGCCAUCAUGCUUGCCGAUGCCGUGGUCAGCCUGGGAUAUCUCGCGUACCGUUCGGCGAGGCAGUACCUCCCCCAGUUGCGAGAGGCCGUCGGCUUUCGACUGCUGGGACGAAGACCGCAUGCCGGGUACACGUCCAUCAACGCCGAGGCCCAAGACGGCGAUGCCGCGGACCACGACGGCAACCCGCUUCUCGGCGAACUCGAAGAGGAGAAAGACCGUGACGAUGCGCCCGUUGACCAGCAGAUCAGCGACCGGGUUGUCGCCGUCGGCUUGGUCCUGUCUAUCGUCUUCUGCAUCCUGUGCAUCCGCAUCGUGUUCGGCAACCUUGUGCCGCUGUACGCCAGCGUCACGGCCGUCUUCAUCGCGCUCGUGCUGAGCAUCAUGGGCGUGCGGGCCAUGGGCGAGACCGACCUGAACCCGGUCUCGGGCAUCAGCAAGCUUGCCCAGCUGUUCUUCGCCCUGAUCAUUCCGCAGUCGAACAAGUCGAGUGUCUUGAUCAACCUGGUCGCCGGUGCUGUGUCCGAGGCGGGAGCCCUCCAGGCGGGCGACAUGAUGCAGGACCUCAAGACGGGACAUCUGCUCGGUGCCGCGCCCAAGGCACAGUUCUGGGGUCAGGUCAUUGGCGCCACUGUGGGGGCUGUUGCCAGCGCCUUCAUUUACCGGCUGUAUACAGCCGUCUACCAAGUCCCUGGCGACCUGUUCCAGGUGCCCACCGGUUACGUCUGGAUCUUCACCGCCCGCCUGGUCACCGGCAAGGGGCUCCCGCCCAUGGCUAAGGAGUGGGCUGUCGGGGCUGCCAUGCUGUUCGCCGUCGCAACAGCAUUGCGGACCCAGCAUGUUGGCAAACGCUGGCACGCGCUGAUCCCGGGCGGGAUUGCCGUUGCUGUAGGCAUGUAUAACGUCCCGUCGUUUACGUUGGCACGGACGGCCGGAGGUCUGCUCAGCUGGUGGUGGAGGUCGGCUAUGGGGUGGCAGGAGACGCCGCUGAUUGUGCUGGCAUCGGGGUUCAUCCUUGGCGAAGGCUUCUUGAGUAUUGUCAAUUUGAUCAUGCAAAGCGCUGGCGUUCCGCAUCUUGAAUAGGUAGCGCACGUUUGGCGGAUUUUGAGCAGGUAUGGGCUGGGCUGCAUCAACACGGCGUUCCGGAUGUACUAGACUAGCUACGGAUCUACCUUGGAUAUAUUACUGGCUUCUCGGGGGAU
Chaetomium strumarium is the source of this 2514-nucleotide messenger RNA. Its product is annotated as OPT oligopeptide transporter protein-domain-containing protein. The transcript has 3 exons. Gene Ontology annotation, cellular component: fungal-type vacuole membrane. Gene Ontology annotation, molecular function: oligopeptide transmembrane transporter activity. The coding region runs from base 131 to 2395 and encodes 754 amino acids. NCBI's taxonomy places the organism in Eukaryota, Fungi, Ascomycota, Sordariomycetes, Sordariales, Chaetomiaceae. The record is from RefSeq and is a predicted model, not a curated record.